AUGGACUCAUCUUCUGAAUCCCGCCGGGACCCCUCUCCUCCGCCGCCGCAGACCCCAAGCCCUGAGACCAGCUUUGACUGCGGGGCCCCAACUUCCCCCAGCACAAGUCUCAUGUUGACAGACAGUAUAUGGCAAAAUGGCCCCCGAGACAGCCCUUUGAUGCCUUGCGAGAUCCUGACGAACCCACAGUUCAUCGGCAAAGGCGGGUUCGGCAAGGUGUUCAAGGCGCGGCACAAGGACUGGAUGCAGGAUGUGGCCGUCAAGAUUGUAGAUUCGGAGUCCAUAUCGGAGGAGGUCAAAGCCAUGGCCAACCUACGGAACGAAUUCGUGAUGCAGCUCCUGGGGGUCACCAAUAAACUGACGUGGGCAGGCAAAGCGCAGCCGGCCCUGGUGACCCAUUUCAUGGAGUAUGGGUCCCUGACUGGGCUGCUGCAGCCAGAGUGCCCGCGUCCUUGGCCGCUCCUCUGUCGCCUGCUGUGGGAGGUGGUGCGUGGCAUGUGUUACCUGCACAGCCUGAACCCGGUGCUUCUGCACAGGGACCUCAAGCCUUCCAAUGUCCUGCUAGACAAGGAGCUGCACGCCAAGGUGGCAGAUUUCGGCCUGUCCACAUUUCAGACUGAAAAACCUGAGCAGGCUAGAGGCACGCUGGAAUACCUAGCCCCAGAAUUGUUGGCUAAAAGGAAUCAACAGGCCUCAAGGGCCAGUGAUGUUUACAGCUUUGGAAUCCUAAUGUGGUCUGUGCUCGCUGGAAGAGAAGUUGAGACAGUGUCACAUACUUCGCUGAUGCAGGGAGCAAUCUGCAUGAGACACAACCAGCCCCCCCUGACAGAGCUGCCCCAGCCCAGCUCCGAGAGGCCAGGCUUGGAAGAACUGACAAUUUUAAUGAAAGAUUGCUGGAGUUUCACGCCCCAGGAUAGACCCUCCUUUCGUGAAUGCAGCUCCAAAAUCGAAGCUGCCUUUAAACUGGUGAAAGCAACAAAGAUGGAUAUAGAUACUGAAGUCUCCAGGAAUCGGCCACCUCUGUACCUGGAAGGUGUAUGA
Molecule: messenger RNA, 1041 nt
Organism: Suncus etruscus (white-toothed pygmy shrew)
Lineage: Eukaryota; Metazoa; Chordata; Mammalia; Eulipotyphla; Soricidae
Gene: RIPK3
Product: receptor interacting serine/threonine kinase 3
Exons: 8
Coding region: 1-1041 (346 amino acids)
Biological process (GO): protein phosphorylation
Molecular function (GO): ATP binding; JUN kinase kinase kinase activity
Source: RefSeq, a predicted model, not a curated record